UAUAAUUUAAACAAAUAUGUUCACCUUUAUAUACGGCAGUGUAGCAGAGGAAUUAUGGAAAAAUUCCGGGUUUCUGGAUAUCUUUGAAUGCAUCGCUUCGAUAACUAUAAAUAAACCUUAUCUACUAUUUCUAUCGUUUGUUUUUAUUCUUAUCAUCUACUUUUCUUUUUCGACUAUUAACAAUGUUGUUGACAUGACUGGUAUCGGAUAUGAAGAUGGAAAAAUGAAUGCGAAGGAAUUACGUAGAAAACGAAUUCAGUUAUUAAAAGAUACAAAUAGAUCGAGAAAAACACAGGAGUUUCCUCCCGCAUAUCCGAAUGGAUGGAUACCUUUGUUAGAAUCUAGAGAUCUACCUGUUGGAAAGUGCAAGCCUGUUACUGCUAUAGGUAAGAUAUUAAAACAUAACAUUAUUCUAUAGAUAUUAAGAUUAAUAGUUAAAUUAUUAUUGCCUUAUUGUCCUUAUUUCAAUUCUCACUAUACAGUCGACCCCCUAUAAGAUCAU
Molecule: messenger RNA, 502 nt
Organism: Centruroides sculpturatus (bark scorpion)
Lineage: Eukaryota; Metazoa; Arthropoda; Arachnida; Scorpiones; Buthidae
Exons: 2
Coding region: 17-418 (133 amino acids)
Source: RefSeq, a predicted model, not a curated record